AUGGGGACAGUCUACUCCCUUAGGGGCCAUCCGAGCCUCGCUGUGAAGGAGAUCCUCCUCGAUGGCCCGGAUAAGAGGGAUUUAGGCGCCAUCAGGCUCGAGCUGGCCGCUCUUCUUGACCUCUCCAACCCGGGGGUUCUCAAGCACCAUCAAGUAGUCGAAGGCGAGGGCCUCAUCUACGUCGUCAUGAAUCGCCACGACAAGACCCUCGAGCGCCUCCUCACUGAGCACAAGCGAAGGAAGAUCCCCAUGUCUGCCGGCGUGGUCCUCUCCGUCCUGAGGCAGAUCGCUGCCGCCCUCGCCUACCUCCACGGCGUCAAUGGGGUAAGUGUUAAUGGAUUUGUCCACCGCGACCUCAGGCCUGCCAACGUCCUCAUCAGCGCAGAUGGUGAGUACUUCGUCAUCGCUGGCCUCGGCCUCUGCAAGGACGCCCUGAGAUGCGGGAGCACCAUUGUAAGCACGGCAGUAUACGUGGCCCCCGAGGUGCUCCUCCACAACGAGGCCAGCCCCGCCUCCGACGUAUGGAGCCUCGGGGUCAUCAUUUAUGAAUUAGUAACUCUGAGGAGACCGGACUUCCUAGAAGGUAAAGACCCAAAAGACGUCUUCGUCGACGGGUGGAGGCCGGACCUGAGCGGUGUCACCGACGGCUUCAUAAAGAGUGUUCUGGAGCGGAUAUUCGUGCUGGAGCCAGAGAGGAGGCCGACAGCCAGGGAGCUGCACGAGACGCUCGCCACAUUCGACAUCCCAGUUAGUGAGCUGGGACAUCGGUGUGUGGCACUAGAGGACAAGUGCAGCGUUUUGGAGGCUGCGCUGAAUGGCGCUAAUGCUAAUAUCGUGCUUCUGAAGGACGAGCUCAAGGUCGAGUCGGAUAAGGUCACUGCUCUUGAGGCAGCCCUCGAGAACAGGCCAAGCAAGACCAGCUCCCUAGGACAGGAGCCUCGACUCAAGACCCCUGGGAUUGACGCUCUUGAAGGCCGGACAAAAAAUACUUAUCCACAAUGCAGGCACGAGAAGGUCAGGUUAUGCAACUCAGUGGCGCAGCAGCUACGAUUACCCUUCAACCUGAGGCUCACCUGCUACCCAAGCUGGUCCGUGCUGCACACACGAAUGACACAGAGACCGUCCGGGUGCUACUUGAAGAGGGAGUCACCGGCCAGCGUGAUAAGCAGGGAAUGA
Molecule: messenger RNA, 1176 nt
Organism: Giardia duodenalis
Lineage: Eukaryota; Fornicata; Diplomonadida; Hexamitidae
Product: Kinase, NEK
Exons: 1
Coding region: 1-1176 (391 amino acids)
Biological process (GO): protein phosphorylation
Molecular function (GO): ATP binding; protein tyrosine kinase activity
Source: RefSeq, a predicted model, not a curated record